AUGACGGAUCUCGUGGAAAAUGGGUCAAGUGAGGUGGAAAAGUGUGCAAAUGAAGGACCUGAAGGGAUUGCCAAGGAGCAAGAUUGGAAGGCGUUGUAUGAGAAGCUAGAACAAGAUCUUCAGAAACGCACCACUGAAAAUGAGAUCCUCAAGUCAAGGAUAGCCUGCCUGGAGAAGGAGCAAAACAACCCAUCUGAGGCAUCAAAAUCCAAUAAGAAUGAGAAGCAAAAUGACGAUAUGUUGACCAAGGCAAAGGAACUCCUAUUUGAACGUACAAAAAUAUGCAAGAGACAAGAACAGCAAAUUGAGGCGCUUAAAAUUCAAAUUGAUUCCCUAAAAGAGGUCCUGCAGGUGUCAAAGGAUAUGCUGGAGAUUCGCAACAUGGAGAAUAAGCACUUCCAGGAACAAUUUACAGCUCUGGAUGGUCGUUUGAAGAGCGAACGGGAGCAUCAUGUGAUCACGGAGAAGAAACUCAUUCUAUCCAAGCGAAUGUACGGUGAUCUACGCAAGGAGCAUGAUCUACAGAGCAGUAUCUUCAAGGAGCUUCAGGAGACAUAUAAGAGCAAAAUUAAAGUUCUCACAACACAAAUUGAGCAACUGAAAAAGAAAGAUACAGAAGAAAAUCAAACAAAUGGCAAUUGA
Lutzomyia longipalpis is the source of this 642-nucleotide messenger RNA. RefSeq lists its product as uncharacterized. The transcript has 2 exons. Bases 1 to 642 code for a protein of 213 amino acids. NCBI's taxonomy places the organism in Eukaryota, Metazoa, Arthropoda, Insecta, Diptera, Psychodidae. The record is from RefSeq and is a predicted model, not a curated record.